Messenger RNA from Dovyalis caffra, 450 nucleotides. Lineage: Eukaryota; Viridiplantae; Streptophyta; Magnoliopsida; Malpighiales; Salicaceae. The record is from the annotation of a GenBank genome assembly.
AUGUUCUCCGAGUUGCAAAGGGAUCUUUCGAUGCAUGCUCAUCUUCAAACUCAAAUGGAGACACAAUUACUACUGGUCCUGUUAACCCUUGACUCUGCUGGUGAACACUAUCAUAUCUGUACGGUUGGCCGGCAUUGUCAGGUUGGACAGAAGCUAGCUAUCACUGUCUCAUCAGGCACAUCAGAGGCUUCACCACCCUCAACAUCUCCUAGACAAUCUCCACCGACGGCUCCUACAACCAGUCCUUCACCUUCUUCAAAUAGCACACCGGCUGAUUAUGCUCCAACACCGGCAUCAAGCCCCAAAAACUCAAUAACUCCUGGGCCAUCGGCCUCACCACCCUCAACGACGCCUAGACCAACUCCUUCAACCAGUCCCUCACCUUCUUCGAAUAGUGCAACUGCUGAUUGUGCUCUAACACCAGCAUCGAGCCCCGCAGAGACUCAAUAA